AUGUCACAUGCAAGGCGUCUCCAACGGGAGCUUCAGAAAAUGCACCAAGACGUGCCAGUUCCAGGGAUCACAAUGGUCAACACAGAAAACUUUACACAGUGGCAGAUGGAUAUCGAAGUUCUUGACCAAAACCCAAUCUACCAUGGCAAGAUCUUUCGCCUGAACUUCAAGUUCACAGAGAACUACCCAAUAGAAGCACCAGAGGUUAUGUUUGUUAGAGCUAUAGAUCGAGAAAUCCCCAUGCACCCUCACAUUUACUCCAAUGGCGUCAUCUGCCUAGAUCUUCUUUCUUCUGGCAAUGGCUGGUCACCCGUCCAGAGUGUGGAGUCCGUCUGCAUGUCAAUUCAGUCAAUGCUUACAGGCAACACCAAGAAUGAGCGGCCUCGUGGUGACGAACAGUUCGUACUUGGCGCUGGAAGGUCCCCUAGGCAUAUCAGAUUUGUGUAUGACGAUCCUACAGUUUGA
Morchella importuna is the source of this 465-nucleotide messenger RNA. RefSeq lists its product as uncharacterized. NCBI's taxonomy places the organism in Eukaryota, Fungi, Ascomycota, Pezizomycetes, Pezizales, Morchellaceae. Bases 1 to 465 code for a protein of 154 amino acids. The transcript is spliced from 4 exons. The record is from RefSeq and is a predicted model, not a curated record.